CACUUAUAUUGCAGAUCAUUUCUUUCCACUUUGGUUAGUUAAGUCAUUGAUUCAAAGUCUUAACAGUUGUCUCCAUUCCAGAAUAGCUUGCCAUAUCUAGCAUGCACAGGAUUGCAUUAUUCAUGGGAGUGAGUGGUAGUUAAUGGAUCUCCGGGAAGAGAGCUCCAGAUCGUUACCAAGUACGACUGCAAGGACUUUGUCGUCUUCAUCUUCAGCAUUCUUUUCGGCAAAUCAGUCACCCUUCUUCUCUCCAAGAUCACCAACGUGUCAAUUGUCUGCACGUCCCGACAAUCCAUGCAAUGGUGCUAAAACAAAUAUUGAUCCACCGCAUUUCUGUUUGGGGAUUCCAGACCCCGAAUCCCUGAGAAAUGUCAAAUUGAGCUUGGCCAAUGCUUAUCAAGCUGCAGCAACUGGUACUUCAGGUGAUUUUCGGAAGUUUGAUCAUGUUUCUUCUUCAACAGGCCUUUCCAAUAGCACUCUAUCGAGUUACGGUAUUGGCCAAGGCGAUGAAUAUUUUAUGCAAAGAGGAAAACAGAAGAAGAUUGGGAGAAGCCAUGAAACUUCAAUUACUCCUUCUUCAACUUCGUUUUCUUCCAAUAGACUGAGGAGUUGCGAUGUGUACAUAGGUUUUCAUGGUCGCAAACCUUUAUUGCUAAGAUUUACUAAUUGGCUCCGAGCUGAGUUAGAAGUUCAAGGGUUGAGUUGCUUUGUAACAGACCGAUCUCGGUGUCGGAAUUCUCGGAAGCAUGGCAUUGUUGAGAGGGCAAUGGAUGCUUGUACUUUUGGUGUUGUAAUCUUAACCAGAAAGUCUUUCAGGAAUCCAUAUACCAUUGAAGAGCUGCGGUUCUUUUCAGGCAAGAAGAAUUUAGUUCCAAUAUACUUUGAUUUGGGACCAGAUGAUUGUCUUGUCAGGGACAUAGUUGAGAAAAGGGGGGAGUUAUGGGAAAAACAUGGAGGAGAACUUUGGCUUCUUUAUGGAGGGCUGGAGAAGGAAUGGAGAGACGCUGUGAGUGCCCUAACCCGUGUUGAUGAGUGGAAGCUGGAGGCUCAUGAUGGUAAGUGGAGAGAAUGCAUACUAAGGGCUGUCACCCUCUUGGCAUUGAGGUUGGGGAGGAGAAGUGUCGUGGACAGACUAGCCAAAUGGAAGGAGAAGGUGGAGAAAGUGGAGUUCCCUUUUCCUCGAAAUGAGAAUUUUGUAGGUAGAAAGAAGGAACUAUCUGAGCUGGAAUUUAGGCUUAAUGGUGAGGUUAGUGGAGAUUCAGAAAGAGAUUUUUUUGAACUGAAGGCAAGACCCAGGAGAAAGAAUUUAACAAUUGGUUGGGGUAGGAGUAGUUCAAUGGAUGAAAAACGAAGGGAACAACCAACUGAGAGUAGCAGGAGGAAGGGAAAAGAACCCGUUGUAUGGAAGGAGUCUGUAAAGGAGAUUGAGAUGCAAAGCACUGAACUUCCUCAGACGCAUCACCAAACACCAAAGUUAAAGAGUGGCGGAAAGCAUGUUAGGAGAAAGAGAUCCAUGAAAGUUGUAUAUGGCAAGGGGAUUGCCUGCGUGUCAGGAGAUUCAGGAAUUGGCAAGACAGAGUUGCUUCUUGAGUUUGCGUACAGGUUCCAUCAGAGGUAUAAGAUGGUCUUAUGGAUCGGAGGGGAAAGCAGAUACAUCCGCCAAAAUUAUUUGAACUUGUGGUCAUUCUUAGAAGUUGAUGUGGGUGUUGAGAAUUGCCCAGAAAAAAGCAGGAUAAAGAGCUUUGAAGAGCAGGAAGAGGCAGCCAUAGCUAGAGUCCGGAAGGAGCUUAUGCGGAACAUUCCUUUUCUGGUGGUGAUUGAUAAUUUAGAGAGUGAAAAGGACUGGUGGGAUCACAAACUUGUAAUGGAUCUUCUUCCCCGUUUUGGUGGAGAAACCCAUGUUAUAAUAGCCACACACCUCUCUCGCAUAAUGAAUUUGGAGCCUUUGAGGCUUUCUUACCUAUCGGGGGUUGAGGCAUUGUCUUUAAUGCAGGGAAGUGUUAAGGACUACCCGAUUGUGGAAACUGAUGCUCUUCGUGUUAUUGAGGAGAAACUUGGAAGGCAAACCCUAGGCCUUGCUAUUGUAGGAGCUAUUCUGUCUGAGCUUCCCAUAAAUCCAAGUAGGCUGUUAGAUACCAUCAACCGAAUGCCUUCAAGGGACAUAACAUGGAGUGGUAGGGAAAAUCAUUCAUUGAGAAGAAAUAACUUCCUUUUGCAACUCUUUGAGGUUUGUUUCUCCAUAUUUGACCAUGCGGAUGGGCCAAGGAGUUUAGCGACUAGGAUGGUUCUGGCAAGUGGUUGGUUUGCACCAGCAGCCAUUCCAGUUUCUCUGUUAGCUCAGGCUGCUCACAAGAUACCUGAGAAACACCGCCAUACUCGCUUAUGGAGAAAGAUUUUGUGUUCAUUGACUUGUGGCUUUACAUCAUCAUACACUAAGAAAUCAGAAGCAGAAGCAUCUUCCUUGCUGUUAAGAUUUAAUAUCGCGAGAAGUAGUACAAAGGAAGGUUAUAUUCACUUCAACCCGCUCAUCAGGAGUUAUGCCCGUAAGGGAAAAGUAAUGGGGGUUGCACAAGCAAUGGUGCAAACUGUCAUUAGUCGUGGGUCUAUUUCCCAGCACUCUGAACACAUAUGGGAGGCAUGUUUCUUGCUCUUCGGAUUUGGGAAUGACCCUAUAGUUGUUCAGCUGAAGGUGUCAGAUUUGUUGUUUCUUGUGAAAGAAGUAAUUUUACCGCUUGCCAUUCGAACAUUUAUUACAUUCUCACGUUGCAGUGCUGCUCUAGAAAUGCUUCGCUUAUGUACAAAUGCAUUAGAAGCAGCGGAUCAAGCCUUUGUUGCCCCUGUUGAAAAGUGGUUGGAUAAAUCAGUUUGUUGGAAACCCAUCCAGACAAAUGCCCAGUUGAAUCCUUGCCUUUGGCAGGAGCUAGCCCUAUCAAGAGCCAAUGUGCUAGAAAUCAGAGCUAAGCUAAUGGUAAGAGGGGCCCAGUUUGAUAUAGCAGAUGAUCUAAUUAGAAAGGCUAUUUUCAUUAGAACUUCCAUCUGUGGUGAGGAUCAUCCAGACACCAUAGCUGCUCGAGAAACCCUCAGCAAAUUCACAAGGCUGCUUGCCAAUGUUCAGGUUCAUACUUCACCAUAG
Molecule: messenger RNA, 3133 nt
Organism: Ilex paraguariensis (yerba mate)
Lineage: Eukaryota; Viridiplantae; Streptophyta; Magnoliopsida; Aquifoliales; Aquifoliaceae
Source: the annotation of a GenBank genome assembly